AUGUACGAGAUGCAAAGAUGCCAUGUUACUGAGCAGUGUGGCAACAGAUUUGCGGUCGCGUCGGGGCUUGGCUCUGACCAGGAAGAUAGAAUCACCAAAUCCUGUGUGCUGGGUGUGGACUUUGGUCAACGCCAUACGGGACUGGCCAUAAGCAGCACAGGGGGAUUCGCUGCCAGACCUUUAAAGGUGCUGAGCAGGCGAUUGAAGCCCAUUGAUCUGUUGAGGAUGACUGCUGAUCAAGUGUUGGGAGUCGCCCUCAGCGAGGGUGCCGACCGCAUCGUUGUUGGGAUGCCAGUAACUUUGGAGGGGGACAUCAAUGAUAAUAGGACAGACUCAAAACAUGGUCGACGUUGUCGAAAUUUUGCAAUCACUUUGGCUUCCAAAGCCAGGCCACAUGGAAUGAAGAUCUUCCUGUGCAAUGAGGCGGGCACUACGCUGGGGGCCGUCCGCAGUGACUCGCUAGGGGGUUUGGCGUCCUCGGAUCUCCUGUCCCUGGAGGGAGCAGACGGCGAAUGGCUGCCAAGACGCUUAGGUGCAAAAAACAAGAAGAAGGCAAAGAAGGGCUGCGUAGACGCAAAGGCGGCUGCACUGUUGCUGCAAUUGUACCACAGGAGCCCGAAAACAGCGAUUGAGGUCCACCCACCAGAAGCAUCAUGA
This is a messenger RNA of Ostreobium quekettii, 657 nucleotides long. The record is from the annotation of a GenBank genome assembly. NCBI's taxonomy places the organism in Eukaryota, Viridiplantae, Chlorophyta, Ulvophyceae, Bryopsidales, Ostreobiaceae.